Blepharisma stoltei is the source of this 950-nucleotide messenger RNA. NCBI's taxonomy places the organism in Eukaryota, Ciliophora, Heterotrichea, Heterotrichida, Blepharismidae. The record is from the annotation of a GenBank genome assembly.
AUGAACCAAAAUAAUCCGUAUUUUUUAUGUAGCGAUUACGUAUUUAAGCUUGUUAUUAUUGGCGACUCAGGAGUUGGAAAAUCAUGCCUUCUCAUUCGAUAUGCCGAAAACACUUUUGCAGAGACUCACGUAGCUACAAUUGGGGUCGAUUUUUUGCUGACUCACCCCUCCGCGAAUAAAAAAAAAACUAUUCGUAAGGAGAGUUAAUUUUAUUUUUUAAAAAAAAUUAUAUGUAAAUUUAGAGUAAAACUUUUUUUGGAAGCAAAAUUAAUUUAAUUUAUUUUUUUAUAAAAAAAUGAUGUUUAAAUUUAACAGAAUUAGUUAAAGGUUUCAUUAUAAUAAUUAUCACUUAUAUAUCACAAUAUAUAAAAGAUUUUUACAUUAAAAAAUUUUUGUUCACUCGUGGAGUUUUUUUUUUACCUAAAAAUAUGAUUUUUCCAAUCGUUUUAUUAUUCGCUCACGGAGGGGGAGUGAGAAAUCUUUCAAUUGAUGGCGAAUCAGUGAGGCUACAAAUAGUAUUUUUAACAUAGUGAGAUACAGCUGGCCAAGAACGCUUCCGAACAAUAAUAACAGGUUAUUAUAGGAAUGCUGACGGAGUUAUUUUUGUUUUUGAUAAAACUAAAAGAGAUAGUUUUGAUCAUAUUGAAGAUUGGCUUAAAGAGGUAGAACGAUACUCCAGCGCAAAAGUUGUGAAAGUUUUAGUAGGCAAUAAAGCUGACCUGCAGCCUCAUGCAGUUACAACUGAAGAAGCCAAAUUAAAAGCAGACCAAUUAAAUCUUGAAUAUAUAGAAGCAAGCGCAAAGAGCGCAUUUCAGGUCGAUUUGAUUUUUGACUCAGUUGCAAGAAAAAUCAUACAAAAAACUCAUGAAGCAGGAAUUGUGCCUUUGCCAGAGCCAAAAAACAAAUUAAGCUCAAGUGCCUCAAAACAAACUCAAGGUUGUUGUUGGUAA